This is a messenger RNA of Hymenoscyphus albidus, 1422 nucleotides long. Lineage: Eukaryota; Fungi; Ascomycota; Leotiomycetes; Helotiales; Helotiaceae. The record is from the annotation of a GenBank genome assembly.
GUGAAAUACGACAGAAUCCACACCUCCAAAAUGCAAAUCUCAAUUUUCCCAUCAUCCAUUGAUAGUCUUCUCAAAUACCCCAAAUCGGAGUGAUCGUCACUCAUCCCAUGUACCCCAAACCUAGAAAUCCACCUCAACUAUUCACGUCCAAUAAUUGGUCGACACGACAACCUUUGCCCAGAAUUUGGCCAUUUCUACUCGACGACUGUUUUGAGAAAGGGGCAAUUCUGAUACAGUGCCUUAUAAUACCCUAAUACCUACUUAUAAACACUAGACUAGACUAUACGUAGUUACUAUAUGAAAUCAAUAACCAUGGUCAAAGCAGUAAGUUUUUCAAAAAAAAUCCCCAUUCUUAAAAACCAUGAUUACUAAAAAGUUCACGUAUGUAGGCAGUAGGUCAAAUAUGUUCAACCUCAAGCAUGAGCCACAACCUCUCAAUCUGCAAGUACCUCGCCGGUAAAGCCGUAGAAGAUGGAGCAAAAGUAAUCCCUUUCCCCCAACUCCCACCCUCACUCACUCCCUCCCUCCCCCUCUCUCAUAAAAAAAAAACUCAAAAACCACCUAACAAAACCCCAGGUCCUCUUCCUCCCCGAAGCCUCAGACUACAUAGCCAACAACCCCACGGAAUCCCUCGCGCUCGCCCGACCCAUGGACUCCUCCCCCUUCGUGUUAGGAAUCCGCAAAGUCGCCAAGGAGCUCUUCCUCGCCGUCAACGUAGGCAUCCACGUGCCCGCGCCGGACAACAAAGUCUUCAAUCGAAGCUGUUGGAUCAACGCCGAGGGGGAGAUCGAGUCGUACUACGACAAGCUCCAUUUAUUCGACUAUGGGGAGUUGAAGGAGAGUAGUACGGUCCAGGCGGGGAAGGAGAUUGUGAAGCCUGUGGAGAGUGUGAUUGGGAGGGUGGGGAUGAUGAUUUGUUUUGGUAUGUGACUCUUUCUUGCUUAUGAUUCAUUUUUCAUUUUGGAAAUUGCUGUUUGGGUUGAGUUUUGGUAUUCAUACUAACGUUUUGUAGAUGUGAGUUUUCAAAGCUUCAAAGCCCUUAAGUUUUAUGAGUUUCCGGUGACUGAUGAAAACAUAAAAUAGUUAAGGUUCCCCGAGAUCAGUUUAGCACUCAAGCGUCAAAACGCGCAGGUAAUCGCUUACCCAUCAGCAUUCACAGUGAAAACAGGGAUAGCACAUUGGUCCCUACUACUGAGAGCAAGAGCCAUUGAGACGCAGGCAUAUGUGAUUGCAGCUGCUCAAAUCGGUCCUCACAACCUGAAGCGAACAAGUUACGGACAUUCUCUCGUGGUCGACCCAUGGGGUAAAAUCCUCUUGGAGAUGAGCGGAGAAGGAUCAGAACCAGAAUAUGGGAUCGUGGAUAUUGAUUUAGAGUACCAGGAGAAGAUUAAGACAGAGAUGCCACUGUCAAGGAGAACGUAA